Musa acuminata AAA Group (dessert banana) is the source of this 1092-nucleotide messenger RNA. RefSeq lists its product as uncharacterized. NCBI's taxonomy places the organism in Eukaryota, Viridiplantae, Streptophyta, Magnoliopsida, Zingiberales, Musaceae. The transcript has 2 exons. The record is from RefSeq and is a predicted model, not a curated record. Bases 1 to 1092 code for a protein of 363 amino acids.
AUGGCCACUCUGCUCGCACUAUCCCAGCGCCUUCCUGAUGGGUUUAAAGCCUUUGAGAGGUUCUUCUGGUCGCUGAUCGAGAAGUCGCUGGCGACCAUCUCCGAAAUGCUCCAACACGCCAAUCAGUAUGUCACCGUCGAGGCACUGGUGGUAGGAAGGCACAUAGAAAGCAAGAGGCCAAGGUUGGAACUGUCUUGGGGAACGACCUCGAUGGCCCCGACACCACCCCGCCAUGGGUUCAGCCGGCAAGAGCUACUACUCCCGAGGCCUCCACCUCUCCCCCUAAAUGUGUCUCAUACCGAGAUCUUCCUCCAAAUCAAGGAGACGAGUCUCUUGCAACAACCUCGUCCUAUGAAGGCCACUUGCAAAGAUCAAUCUAAAUAUUGCAAGUUCCACCGAGACCAUGGUCAUGACACGGAGGACUGCCGCGACCUCCAGAAUCAAAUAGAGGCACUAAUCCAAGGAGGCCACCUCAGAUGCUACCUCAAAUCCCAGGAGGCGACUCCACGCCCCAAGGGGCUUGUCGAGAGACAGAUCGACAUCAUCUCUAGCCAGCUAGUAGCCGGCGGCAACAACAUGGCGGCAAGAAAGGCCUACACCUAUAGCAUGGUGGAGAAACGUCCCUGGCCCAAGCAUGAACUUGAAAUCACCUUUGGAGCAGGAGUGGUGGAGCGCUCCCACCACAACGAUGCUCUAGUGAUCUCCAUCCAAAUCGCCAAUGCCCGAGUUAAGAGGGUGAUGGUUGACACCAGGAGUUCUGCUUACGUUCUUUACUUCGAUGCCUUCAAGAGGUUUGGCUUGACCGAGGGAGAUCUCACUCCUAUGGCGUCAGCACUCAUAGGGUUCACGGGAGAUUCCAUCUCCCCACUUGGGACCACAGUCCUCCCCAUCACCGUCGGGGAGGAACGGAGAUCAAAAAUAGUAAUGACCACCUUCAUGGUAGUUGACCUGCCCUCGGCCUACAACAUCAUCCUCGGCUGCCCAACCCUCAACAAGAUCAGGGCGGUAGUCUCCACCUACCAUAGAACCAUCAAGUUUCCGACCUCCGUAGGGAUCGGUGAGGCCCAAAGUGACCUAGGGGAGUCAAGUUGA